AAUGAGCUGUGAGUUACUGAAACACAAUAUAUUCUGAUAUUAUUCAGGACUGCUCUCAUCACCACUGCCAUAUCCUUGGGAUGACGGAUAUGAUACGCUUCAUAAUAUACAGGAAGGAACUAUGAAGGACAUGUUGAAACAACUUCUGUCUAAUGGAUAUUACGUCGGAGCUAAAAUCUCUGUGGCAGAGAAAAAGCUGUGGGCGGUACGCUUCGUUAUUCCGAAAACAUUCUGAAUUUUUGAAAUAUUUCAGAAUGCCCUUGUGUCAGCAUCAAUUCCAAGUGGACGGAGCACAUCACUGUUUAUGGAUCCCACAAGUAUGAAGCAUAAAACUGGAAGAGAAAUUCAAGAAGUAGUGUUGAUCCUAACUAACUUUGGUUUAUGAUUAUAUGGUUUAGAUGUACGACCAAAGUCUCCCAACGUUGCUUAUUUGCGUAAAAAGGCGGGAAAAAUGGACAGUUCUCGUGUACUUACACUGGCUUUUGACUCGAUUGAUCACUGACAAAUAUCUAGACGAAACCAUUUGUGAAUCUUGCGAACGUGUUUCAGCAGUUCUUCGGAAAUUGGUUAAAGACGCAUUUCCGCUAUUAUACACAAUGAAACUACACGUAAGUCUCUAAAAACGAGAAAAAAUUGUUUACGACGAGAAUAUUUCAGUUUUUGGUCGAUCACAUUGCUCAAGAAGAUUCGAUCACAUUGCUCAAGAAGCUUUUUGUGUCUCGUUGUUAACUUUUUUGUUAAGGACUAAUACUAAUAUUUAUCUUUGUAUACACCUGUCAGCCUGUUUUAAUUUCAUUUUUGUCGAGUUUUAGAUCUCGUGAGUACUUGUUCCAGUUCAUGCCAAUCUCAAAGUGUAUUUCUUAGACACUCACGUCAACAUGGAGCCGAAUGAGAUGAGUGUGCCUCCUCGCCCGGAAGAUUUCCCGCCUUACGAGAUUGACGAUGACAUGAUGGAAAAUGGAGUUGAUGCAACAACUACGCCACGCAUCACUCGGAGAAGAGCUGGUCAGAAUAAGAUAGUCAAGAAGAAGCUUGUCUUGGAGCCUCUUACACCACGAUCUACGGAAAGCGUUUCAAAUUUGAAAAGAAUGAAAAUUUCGGAGCGGCUCGAGCGUCAUCCGCCUGCUUCUAAUUUAUCUGCCAUCGAUCAAUUAAAAGAAGCUGUUCGAUGUGGAAGCAUACUAAAUAUGGGAAAAGCAGUUUAUCAAGGUUACGAAAACGAAACACUCACAGACGUCGAACUGGAGGAAUACUGUAAGGUCACACUGCGCCCCAUUAUUCUUGGCUCUCAACACUUCAAAGCACUAAAAGAAAAUUUAACUGAAGAACAAAGAAAUUGGAUGGAUAUGGGCCAUUUUGUGAUGGCUAAGUUGAUUGGCACAGAUGAGCAACGUGUACUGGAAGUUGAAGCGUCAAUUGCUUCCAUUUCGGCAACAACUGGAAUUCAGUACGAUUUAAAGUCAAUCACUAAAGAACACCUUCAUCGAAGCUACAAAACUGAUGCCAUCGACCAUGUUCCAGGGGUGGAUUUGACCGUUCUUUACAACAACAUUAGCCUGAUCAAAGCACCUGCUAAAGGACAAUUAUCUCAAUUCUACACUCUUGUUCUGGCUACGAUGUUCGAUCCUCCGUACAAAGUCUGGAAAUUCACAUAUAGGCCGAACUCCAGUGGAAAAGCCGACAAAAACUUCACCGAUCUUCCCCUGGCGUUUAUGAAUCAACUGUUUGGGCUCUCCUGGGACAUUUGCGAUUACUACUUGCCUAAAGACCUACUGGUUGGUUCUGAAGAUACAAUCGAUGAAACUCAUCCAUUUCUGGAAAGUCUGGAUUGUUCUGAGCCCAUCGACGAGAUUAUGAGAAGACGUGAGGGGAGAGAAAAUGCGAAAUCGGUCUUCAAAUCGGCGUUUUCACGUGCUCUAAAAAGCGUUAGAGCUUAUCACUAUGAUCUUGUCACAAACACUUUGAAGUACUGCGAGGAGCGAAACACAUGCAAGGAUCACCUGUCUUGGAACCAAGUACGCCACUUUCCAAAGCUGAGCAAAAAAACGAAAGCCGAAUGCAAUUCAGCUACUCCAUCUCAAAUCUUGGACUUUUAUCAUCGAUCUCCCUUCUUUGGAAACGCCCAAGAACCGGAAGAUAUUAAGGACUCGGCGGAAAUGGCAAAUUCUUCUCAAUAAUCCCAUGUUAACCGUUAUUAUCAAUUUCAGAUUUUUUGUUCCGUUAUUUAUUUUUGUUGUUGUUCGUAUUGAAUUCCUUGUUGUUUCACAAUAAAUCGAUGUUUCUGCGCCUGGGUUAGUCCUCGGAUAC
This is a messenger RNA of Caenorhabditis elegans, 2307 nucleotides long. RefSeq lists its product as uncharacterized. The record is from RefSeq and is marked reviewed. Bases 879 to 2177 code for a protein of 432 amino acids. The transcript is spliced from 10 exons. Lineage: Eukaryota; Metazoa; Nematoda; Chromadorea; Rhabditida; Rhabditidae.